GGCGUUUGUAAAAAUAAUGUAGUUCAAUUAGUCAUGUACAUGAUCACUGUAGAAACAGUUUUUUUCUCUUUCAGAUACUGAUAGUAAAAGCAAGUAUUCAUUUUACCCAUAGUAUUAGCGACCUAGAUAAGUUUACUGCUGCUCCAUUUCGAUAGCACGGAUACAACGUCAGUCGUGUUGAGUGCUGUGAAGAAAGCGGUCAUGUGGUGCCGCAAUCCAGUGUUUCUACCUAGCGACGAGGUUGGCGAUGAACGCGAUCAGCUACAAGAUGUUGAACAGCGCAAAGCUGAAUGUGCCGCUAACUCUUCAAAGCAAGAGUCGGACGAACAGGACGAAGUGGCCGCAUCGGGUGGGACUGAGCCCCAAGCUGAAAGGCGACCGAGUCAGGACAGUACGAAUGUGGUGAAACCCCAGUUUGCAUUGGCCAACAAGGAUAGAAAGAACCUCUGGGCGAAAAAGAAGUCCGAGGCUAUAAAAGUGUACUUUACUGAAGAUCAUCCGAAACGUGAUCGAGUGCUACCCAUUGCCAGCGAAUGGAGCCAACAUUGUAGUAUUUCAUUCGUUGAAGUGACAGAUCGAAGCGACUCGGAAGUGCGAGUGUCUUUCAAGGAAAAGGAGGGCUCGUACUCCCGUGUGGGGACGGAUGCACUGAGGAUUCCUAAAGAUGAGUGCACGAUGAACCUUGCUGUGAUUGACAAGUCAACUGUACUCCACGAAUUUGGUCACGUGCUUGGUCUACUGCACGAACACCAGUCACCCAUCAAGGGCAUUGUGCUCUGGAACGUGCCCAAGGUGAUGGCAGAGUUCACGGGGUCACCAAACUACUGGGAUGAGGAGCAGAUCCAGAGACAAAUCCUGGAACCGUUCAAGGCGGAUGAUGUUACAGGCUCUACAUACGACAUGCAGUCCAUCAUGCACUAUAGAUUUCCUAAAGGGUUGAUAUUGAGCAUUGAUGGGAGGCCGACACAGGAUUCUGAUUUUCCCGUGAUAUCAGAGCUUUCACCGACGGACAAACUCGUUGUGAGGAAACUCUACGGUCCUCCUGGCACAAAGCCAGCACCACCAAAGGAAGAACCGCAGACUCUGCCUGAAGAUGCUGACAAGUCAAAGAAUCACAUCAGCCCUGGAGAGGAAAUGAAAUUCACGUUCACAAGUGAUCCAAAAGAAAAAAGAAAGUACACAAUCGAGACGACUGGCGAUGAAGCUGACCUGGCACUCACCCUGUAUGGUCCUGACAUUGAAACACGUUUCAUCGCUGCAGCCACUGAUGGUGGUGAGGAUGGUAACCCGCGUGUUGUGCACCCUCUUCUCCCCGCCAAGACCUACUAUAUUGUGAUCAGGGCCUUUGCCAAAGGCGGAGCGUUUGCGCUGAGGAUAUCGACGGUUUUUCUAAAUAUCAAAGAUUGUACGAACUUAGACGUUGCGACUUCGGCGGCUAUCAACAUGAAGUCAGUCAAGUCAGUCAAGUGUCAAGUUCGGCAAGAAGCGUGUGUUUCUAGUUGGAACAAUCAACUUCAUCAAAUAUUGUAUUAUUUAUUUUAUGGCUCAAAUCUGAGUCAAAGGUUAUUCUAGUACUUGAAAUAGGUAUAUUCAAAAAGAUUUUUCCAGAUCUUUUGUUGACAGUAGACCAAGAGUGCUGUCCAGCGCUGUGGAGAUUUUCCUAGUACACCGUUGGUCGUGUAGUUGCAGCAUAGCUGAGGUGACCGACUGGGUUUACUGUGUUUGCCUUGACGAAUGAGUCUUGCCGCCAGUA
Sycon ciliatum is the source of this 1753-nucleotide messenger RNA. RefSeq lists its product as uncharacterized. The record is from RefSeq and is a predicted model, not a curated record. Gene Ontology annotation, biological process: proteolysis. The transcript has 5 exons. The coding region runs from base 202 to 1572 and encodes 456 amino acids. NCBI's taxonomy places the organism in Eukaryota, Metazoa, Porifera, Calcarea, Leucosolenida, Sycettidae. Gene Ontology annotation, molecular function: zinc ion binding; metalloendopeptidase activity.